Molecule: messenger RNA, 714 nt
Organism: Magallana angulata
Lineage: Eukaryota; Metazoa; Mollusca; Bivalvia; Ostreida; Ostreidae
Exons: 1
Coding region: 1-714 (237 amino acids)
Source: RefSeq, a predicted model, not a curated record
AUGCCAAACACUAAAAUUACCAAAGCAAAGUCGAGGGACAAGUGUCCAUUGUGUGAACAAGGAGUUCAGGACAAUAAGUGGCGGGAGCACUUGCUGAUGUGUAAUGGAGGGAAGUUUCCAUGCAAGAUAUGUGGUAAACUUUUUAAGAAGAGUUCCUACCUUCAGCGUCAUGAGAAGAAGUUCCACCCAGCGGAGGUUCUGGAGAAGAAGACCGAGGAUGAUAAAGAGUGGUUAGAGCAAGACCCAGGAGAACUAAUUGGGGAAGUAUCCAAUGAAAGCGAUUCAAGCUCCAGUAGUAUUGAUUCUAGUGAAGAGGAAGACGUGGUUGAAGAAAGUAAGGUGGAUGAGCCUGGGAAAGAUAAUGAGCGUCAGGUACCACAAGAGAUCAAGAAGGUAGAAGAGAAGGGUGGUGAAGAAAAUUCAUGUAGCAGUUCCUUAGAGAAAGGAAGGAUAAUAAGGAAGCCGACAAUACCGGUUCCGGUAUUUGCUCCUCAGAGAAGGGUACCUCUGAACUUACCCGAUAAGAACGUUUCCCUAAAACGAUUCCACUUCUCCUCAAAAUGCUCAACCAGCACACAAACAGAAGAUGUUUGCCAUGCUGCUCAAACCAGAAUCAAAAAGAGAAAACUUCACAAGACCACCUUUAGCUAUGUUAAAGAUGACAAGAACGUGGAAGAGAUCAUAGAGGAAGAAGAGUUUGAAUAUGAAAAUUAA